Molecule: messenger RNA, 1195 nt
Organism: Chelonus insularis
Lineage: Eukaryota; Metazoa; Arthropoda; Insecta; Hymenoptera; Braconidae
Exons: 7
Coding region: 337-1167 (276 amino acids)
Source: RefSeq, a predicted model, not a curated record
CGUUAAUUAAGUAACUAACCUAUAAGUAGGUUAACGACUGGCGCCAUUUCAAGUAUAGGCAGCAAAAAAUAGAUAGAAAAAUUUAUUAGUGCUCAAGUGGAUGAGAGAGAUACAGAAGAUUUACCAUUCCUGGCCACUUGAAGAAUCUUAAGUGUAAUAAAUUAUAAAUAGCAGAAAAAACCUAUUAAUUAUCAUAAUAAUUCUAACAAAGUUAUUAUUAUUAUGUUAAUAAUAGUUUACAUAAUAAUUACUCAAUUAUCAUGUGGGUUUCAUGAAGUUAAAAUCAUCAAUGAUGAUAUACCCAUUAAAUUGAUCAGUUAGUUCUAUUUCUGAGUUAUGGCUGAGUCAAAACUGUCUGUCGAAUUCGAGGAUGUUCCAAGGGCCGUUAGAUUCAGUAAAUUAUAUUCUGGCGAUCAUCUGCAAAUAGAUCGUAAUCCUCAACUCACCCACAUUGUGCACGCAACACUACACUUCUUUCAAUUUGCAACGAUCACGACUAUUGAAGUUUUCCACCAUGUACAUCACGCCAUUCACAAACAAUCAAUGAAACGAGAUCCAACAUUACCAAGUUUAGAUCCAGAACGUAAUACACUACUAAUAAUAAAUUUGCCAUUUAAUGUGGCUAUUAGUCUCACCCUUUGUUUCAUUUGGUGUCUAGCAAAGAACUUCCACAGGAAACUGGACUUUUCUUUGGUCGGUUGCUCAAUUCAAAGUAUCCUAUCAUUUGCAAAUGCAAUCGUAAUAAUGCGACAAGCGCGGAUUCACAUAAAUGAAGCUGGAGUUCACCGAGAAGAUGUUAUCGAACAUCCCAUUUUUAUUCAUUGUUUUGUCAUCUGUAUGCUUUCGAUUUUUGGCUUUUCACUUAAUCAAACACAAUUUUGGCUUCUAUAUGAUUGUCUUGAAUGGCGUAAAAAACAAGAAAAAAAUCAAGAUACAAGUGUAAAUAAAAGUCAUUCGUCUCAAGACACUCAAUAUCAAAUGACUGACAGUAGAAUAUCUGAUGAUCAAUUGAAACUAGACCAUAUGUUGAGACUCGAUAGAUCAUCGAAGAUUGAAGAUGAUCCUGUGAAUUUAUACUGUUGCUGCGUGGAUUACUGGAAUUAUUUCAGAUUACGAGGUAGGCGCAGUGAAAUUAAUCAUGAAUUUCAAGUUGUCUACAUCAUGUGAUAAGCCAAUAGAUGAGAUCAUAUUUAUA